Molecule: messenger RNA, 450 nt
Organism: Penicillium hordei
Lineage: Eukaryota; Fungi; Ascomycota; Eurotiomycetes; Eurotiales; Aspergillaceae
Exons: 2
Coding region: 1-450 (149 amino acids)
Source: RefSeq, a predicted model, not a curated record
AUGGCCGACCAAUGGCGAUUCCAGCGAGCUGAUGGCACCAACAUGUUCGCAGCCAAAGCUGAUACUUCCGUAUCCAGAUGGACGGGAAGUUCCAUGCUUGGCGGACGGCGCUGGGUGCGUGAAGAGGUGGCGGCUGGUCAGCUUCAGUACUAUUUUGCGACUGUAAUGUGGCGGCCUUCGCAGGAGCCCUUGGAUGGUCGCCAGCGUUUGAAUCCCCCUCUCCGAGUAAAUUGGAGCCGCCCAUUACCUCGAGAUUUAGGUUGGAGCUAUAUCAAAGUAUCGUAUUUGGAAGAGGCUGGGAUCUCCAUGGCAAUUCCUGCUGAGCAAGUGGUUGCUGAAUGCAUUGCUAAUGGUAGUGAUGAGGAACUGGACUAUGAUGGAUUUGUAAAUAGGUCUGACUAUGACUCCGAAGAGGAUUCUGAAGAUAGAGAAGAUUCUCAAGCGGCAUGA